CGGCUGGGUGGCAGACCGGGCGUUCGGCUCGGCCGCGCCGCAGGUGACCCGGACGCUCUCGCUGCCUGCAGCGCCCCGAGCACUUUGUGACCAGAUGCGGAACCCAGCGGAGGGCGCCAGCCAGAUGCGGGGCGACAGCUGACCUGCAGCCGGGAGGCGCGGAGCACGCGGGUGGUCUCUGUGCGACUGACUUCUCCACGGUUCUUGGACGCCUCGAGACGGAAGUGAGUAGAUGUCACCUUACUCUGGUCUCAUAUUCAGACAGAACCCCUUCAGCUGCUGCUACACUGUCCAAGAUAAGCUUCUCACCAUGAAGGCCCCUGCUGUGCUUGCACCUGGCAUCCUUGUGCUUCUGUUUACCUUGGUGCAGAAGAGCUAUGGAGAGUGCAGAGAGGCACUAGUAAAGUCUGAGAUGAAUGUGAACAUGAAGUAUCAGCUUCCCAACUUCACUGCAGAAACACCCAUCCAGAAUGUUGUUUUACACAAGCAUCAUAUUUACCUUGGUGCAGUUAACUAUAUUUACGUUUUAAAUGACAAAGACCUUCAGAAGGUUGCUGAGUACAAGACUGGGCCCGUGCUGGAACACCCAGAUUGUUUCCCAUGUCAGGACUGCAGCCACAAAGCCAAUUUAUCAGGUGGUGUUUGGAAAGAUAACAUCAACAUGGCUCUACUUAUUGACACGUACUAUGACGACCAACUCAUUAGCUGUGGCAGUGUCCACAGAGGGACCUGCCAGCGACAUGUCCUUCCACCCAGCAAUACUGCUGACAUACUGUCAAAAGUUCAUUGCAUGUACUCCCCACAGGCAGACGAAGAGUCCAGCCACUGUCCUGACUGUGUGGUGAGUGCCCUGGGAACCAAAGUCCUGAUAUCUGAAAAGGGCCGGUUCAUCAACUUCUUCGUGGGCAAUACCGUAAAUUCCUCUUACCUAACAGAUCAUUCAUUGCAUUCAAUAUCAGUGAGAAGGCUAAAGGAAACUCAAGAUGGCUUUAAGUUUUUAACAGACCAGUCUUAUAUUGAUGUUCUCCCUGAAUUCAGAGAUUCCUACCCUAUUAAAUACAUCCAUGCCUUUGAAAGCAACCGUUUUAUUUACUUUUUGACAGUCCAGCGAGAAACUCUAGAUGCUCAGACUUUUCACACAAGAAUAAUCAGGUUCUGUUCUGUAGACUCUGGAUUGCAUUCCUACAUGGAAAUGCCUCUGGAAUGUAUCCUCACAGAAAAGAGAAGAAAGAGAUCCACAAGGGAGGAAGUGUUUAAUAUUCUCCAAGCUGCAUAUGUCAGUAAGCCUGGGGCCCACCUUGCGAAGCAAAUAGGUGCCAACCUGAAUGAUGACAUUCUCUAUGGAGUAUUCGCACAAAGCAAGCCGGAUUCUGCUGAACCAAUGAAUCGCUCUGCCGUCUGUGCAUUCCCUAUCAAAUAUGUCAAUGAAUUCUUCAACAAGAUUGUAAACAAAAACAACGUGAGAUGUCUUCAACAUUUUUAUGGACCCAACCACGAACACUGCUUUAAUAGGACACUUUUGAGAAAUUCAUCAGGCUGUGAAGUGCGCAGUGAUGAAUAUCGAACGGAGUUUACCACAGCUUUGCAGCGAGUUGACUUAUUCAUGGGCCAAUUCAACCAAGUCCUCUUAACAUCUAUAUCCACCUUCAUUAAAGGAGACCUCACCAUUGCUAAUCUUGGGACAUCAGAGGGUCGCUUUAUGCAGGUUGUGGUUUCUCGAUCAGGAUCAUCAACACCUCAUGUGAAUUUUCGCCUGGAUUCCCACCCUGUGUCUUCAGAAGCAAUUGUGGAGCACCCAUUAAACCAAAAUGGCUACACACUGGUUGUUACUGGAAAGAAGUGUGGCUGGUGCCACGAUAAAUGUGUGCAACUGGAGGAAUGCCCCAGUGGAACAUGGACUCAAGAGAUCUGUCUGCCUACAAUCUAUGAGGUUUUCCCAACCAGUGCACCCCUGGAAGGAGGAACGAUGCUCACUGUGUGUGGCUGGGACUUUGGAUUCAGGAGGAAUAAUAAAUUUGAUUUAAAGAAAACUAGAGUUUUCCUUGGAAAUGAGAGCUGCACUUUGACCUUAAGUGAGAGCACAACAAAUAUAUUGAAAUGCACAGUUGGUCCUGCAGUGAAUGAGCAUUUCAAUAUAUCCAUAAUUAUUUCAAAUGGGCGAGGGACAGCACAAUACAGUACAUUUUCCUAUGUGGAUCCUGUAAUAACAAGUAUUUUUCCAAGUUAUGGUCCUAAGACCGGUGGCACCUUGCUUACUUUAACUGGAAAGUACCUUAACAGUGGGAAUUCUAGACACAUUUCAAUUGGUGGAAAAACGUGUACUUUAAAAAGUGUGUCAGAUAGUAUUCUCGAAUGUUAUACCCCAGCUCAAACCAUUCCAACUGAGUUUCCUAUUAAAUUGAAAAUUGACUUAGCCAACCGAGAGAUGAACAGUUUCAGUUACCAGGAAGACCCCAUUGUCUAUGCAAUUCAUCCAACCAAAUCUUUUAUUAGUGGUGGGAGCACCAUAACAGCUGUUGGGAAAAACCUGAAUUCAGUUAGUGUCCUAAGGAUGGUAAUAAGUGUACAUGAAACAAGAAGGAACUUUACAGUGGCAUGUCACCAUCGCUCUAAUUCAGAGAUAAUCUGCUGUACAACUCCUUCACUGCAACAGCUGAAUCUGCAACUCCCUCUGAAAACCAAAGCCUUUUUCAUGUUAGAUGGGAUCCAUUCCAAAUACUUUGAUCUCAUUUAUGUACAUAAUCCUGUGUUUAAGCCUUUUGAAAAGCCAGUGAUGAUCUCAAUAGGCAAUGAAAAUGUACUGGAAAUUAAGGGAAAUGAUAUUGACCCUGAAGCAGUUAAAGGUGAAGUGUUAAAAGUUGGAAAUAAGAGCUGUGAGACUAUAUACUCAGAUUCUGAAGCUGUUUUAUGCAAGGUCCCCAAUGACCUGCUGAAAUUGAACAACGAGCUAAAUAUAGAGGUGGGAUUCCUGCAUUCCUCUCAUGAUUGGAAGCAAGCAGUUUCUUCAACCAUCCUUGGAAAAGUAAUAGUUCAACCAGAUCAGAAUUUCACAGGAUUGAUUGUUGGUGUUAUCUCAAUAUCAAUAAUACUCUUACUAUUACUUGGGGUUUUCCUGUGGCUGAAAAAGAGAAAGCAAAUUAAAGAUCUGGGCAGUGAAUUAGUUCGCUAUGAUGCAAGAGUACACACUCCUCAUUUGGAUAGGCUUGUAAGUGCCCGAAGUGUAAGCCCAACUACAGAAAUGGUUUCAAAUGAAUCUGUAGACUACCGAGCUACUUUUCCAGAAGACCAGUUUCCUAACUCAUCUCAGAAUGGAUCGUGCAGACAAGUACAGUAUCCUCUGACGGACCUGUCCCCCAUGCUUAAUAGUGGGGACUCUGAUAUAUCCAGUCCAUUACUGCAAAAUACUGUCCACAUUGACCUCAGUGCUCUAAAUCCAGAGCUGGUCCAGGCAGUCCAGCACGUAGUGAUUGGGCCAAGUAGCCUGAUUGUGCAUUUCAAUGAAGUCAUAGGAAGAGGACAUUUUGGGUGUGUGUACCAUGGGACUUUAUUGGACAGCGAUGACAAGAAGAUUCACUGUGCUGUGAAAUCCUUGAAUAGAAUCACUGACAUAGGUGAAGUUUCCCAGUUUCUGACUGAGGGAAUCAUCAUGAAAGAUUUUAGUCAUCCAAAUGUUCUCUCACUCUUGGGAAUCUGCCUUCGAAGUGAGGGGUCUCCACUGGUGGUCCUACCAUAUAUGAAACAUGGAGAUCUUCGAAAUUUCAUCAGAAAUGAGACUCAUAACCCAACUGUAAAAGAUCUUAUUGGCUUUGGUCUUCAAGUAGCCAAAGGCAUGAAAUAUCUUGCAAGCAAAAAGUUUGUACACAGAGACUUGGCUGCUAGAAACUGUAUGUUGGACGAAAAAUUCACUGUCAAGGUUGCUGAUUUUGGUCUGGCCAGAGACAUGUAUGAUAAAGAAUACUACAGUGUACACAACAAAACGGGCGCCAAGCUGCCAGUGAAGUGGAUGGCUCUAGAAAGUCUACAAACUCAGAAGUUUACCACCAAGUCAGAUGUGUGGUCCUUUGGUGUGCUCCUCUGGGAACUGAUGACAAGAGGGGCUCCACCUUAUCCUGAUGUCAACACCUUUGAUAUAACAGUUUACUUAUUGCAAGGCAGAAGACUCUUACAGCCCGAAUACUGCCCAGAUCCCUUAUAUGAAGUGAUGCUAAAAUGCUGGCACCCUAAAGCUGAACUGCGCCCAUCUUUUUCUGAACUGGUCUCCAGGAUAUCAGCGAUAUUCUCUACUUUCAUUGGGGAGCACUAUGUCCAUGUGAACGCUACUUAUGUGAAUGUCAAAUGUGUUGCUCCAUACCCUUCUCUGUUGUCAUCACAAGAUAACAUUGAUGGCGAGGGGGACACAUGAUGGAUGGAUACCUCACCAGCCCCCUUCUGAGAAACAUCAUAGAACUUUCCAAACAGCAGUCUACGUUUUGUUCAAUGUUGUUGUUUUGGUUUUUUUUUUUCACUGCCUGGCCAUUGAAAGGCCACCAGAUAUUUUUUGCUUUUGCCAAGAUUGCACUAUUAUAGGACCUUAUAUUGCUAUUUAAAAUGAAUGGAUUCUAAGGAAUUUCUUAGCUGACAGAGCACCAGAGCCAGAAGCUCUGUCCCGCAGGCCAGUGACCAACAGCAACCCUACAGCUGUGAUGAUGCUCCUGUGCAUGGAGGCCAAAGCCUUAAUUCUAGGUUGAAGUUUUUAAAAAUCAGGAUCCUACAUGAUUUCAUAUUAGGAAUGGAAGCAAUGAAUUUCGAGGGCUUCUUGAUCACAUAAAAUUCAGAAGAAGUGAUAAAGUUCAGGACAGACAUGGCCCCAAUACCAAGACACUCAUUUAGAAUUAAAGUGUUUCAAAGAAUUUUCAUGUGUUGGAUGGUCACUAACAUGUUUUAUUACUGAUGUUGCCUUUUGCCCAUUCGGCAAACAUUCCCUUUUAAAUUUUUGUAUACAUUCCUUUUAAUGGGGAAAUAUCCAUAGGCAACACAGUCAACAUUUCAAAAUGGCAGGACACAAAUGUGUUUAUAAAUUAAUAGGGAUAUUUACAUAUUGUACAUAGAUGACAUUAAGAAGGUCCUCAUAAAAUAGCUUAGUCAUAAUGAAAUAUUUAGUUGUCAUUUAAAAAUCAACUGAGAAUGAUACUGUUCUUAUGAUUGUAGACAUAUAGAUGGUUUGUCUGUAUUUUUUUUACAAUGACUCUGAAAAUAAAACAAGUGAUUUGUGGUAAGUGUUUUUAAAGGUGUAACUCAGCAUGUUUUUAAAGCAGAAUACAUCUGACUAAAAGGUUCAUCAGUUCCAAUCAUGUCUCAUGUAGGGCAAAGAAAGGAUCGAUGGACUAGAAAUAUUAGCCUCUUUCUUAGGUGGCAGCUUCCCACCCCACAAUCGGAGGCAAUAAAACUUUCUGGGAGUCCAGUUUUUCAUUAGCACAUGCUUUGUGUAAAGCAAAACAUAUUUAACAGGGGAAAAAAAAGCAAUUGAAAGUUCUGGCCAUUUCACCUGGAUGAAUAGUUAUUCUGGGCAGGACGUUUGUAAUGUUUUGUUCUGUGGGAUUUUGUGCUUACUACUGUAUAGUGCAUGUGGCACAGGAUACUCUGUUUUUGUCAAUGUAAACAUUUAAAGUAUUAUAUUUUUAUAAAAAUGUUUAUUUUUAAUGAUAUGAGAAAACUUUUGUCAGCCCACAAAAAUACUGCACUGUGAACAUUUCAGAAAAGGUAUGUCAGACUUGGAUUAGUAACAGCAUAGUUCUCAAUGGCUGUAAAUAAUGAUAAGGAAAUGUACUGAUUGCCAGUACACCCCACCCUCAUUACAUCACCAGGACUUGAAGCCAAGGGUUAACACAGAAAGCUGUAAAGAGGGUGUGUUACACCGAAGCCCAAUAGUAGAGCUGGGCUGACGAUUACAACUUAAACUCUCUGACCAUGGUGGAAUUUACCAGAAGACACAAGGAAUUGUACUGUAGAGAUAUACUCCAAUUUAAACUUUGUUUCAGAAGUGUAAAAGAGUGAUACCAAUGCACAAAUACUGCGAAUGGUGGGUAACAAAAGAAAAACUCUGCAGAAAUAAAUAUCUCUACUAAUAUCAAGAAGAUGAAUGCAUCAGAACGGAAAGAGCUUGUGGAAGCAACCCAUCAACAAGACCACACACCUGUAUAUAUGCUUGAGAAAGCUGCAAUGUGAAAAUCAUGUUUGCUAUUUAUAAAAAUGUCCUUAGAUUAAUGUGUCUGGACAGACUGUGAGAGUAAGUGAUUCUUCUAAGAAUUAGAUACUGUCACUGCCUAUACCUGCAGUUGAACUGAAUGGUACUUUGUAUGUUAAUAGCUGUUGUUUUGAUAAAUCAUGCAAUUAAAAUAAUGUAUCAUCUUGUUA
This is a messenger RNA of Leopardus geoffroyi (Geoffroy's cat), 6393 nucleotides long. RefSeq names its product MET proto-oncogene, receptor tyrosine kinase (gene MET). Gene Ontology annotation, cellular component: semaphorin receptor complex; membrane. Gene Ontology annotation, biological process: positive regulation of kinase activity; negative regulation of cell adhesion; nervous system development. Gene Ontology annotation, molecular function: semaphorin receptor activity; ATP binding; transmembrane receptor protein tyrosine kinase activity. Lineage: Eukaryota; Metazoa; Chordata; Mammalia; Carnivora; Felidae. The coding region runs from base 233 to 4402 and encodes 1389 amino acids. The transcript is spliced from 22 exons. The record is from RefSeq and is a predicted model, not a curated record.